This is a messenger RNA of Eruca vesicaria subsp. sativa (arugula), 1336 nucleotides long. NCBI's taxonomy places the organism in Eukaryota, Viridiplantae, Streptophyta, Magnoliopsida, Brassicales, Brassicaceae. The record is from the annotation of a GenBank genome assembly.
AUGGCUUCACCAACGUUAUCCUUAGCCCAAUCUCCUCCUCAUUGCUGGUCCGAGCUUCCUCUAGAUCUCAUGCAACUGAUCUUUGAACGCCUUAGCUUUACCGAUUUCGAAAGGGCUAAAUCGGUUUGUUCAUCUUGGCUAUGUGGUUCGAGACAAUCUAAGCCAAACAAUAAGAUCCCCUGGAUGAUUAUUUUCCCCGAGGAAAAGAAUUACUGUCUCUUGUUCAAUCCUGAAGAUAAAGAAGAAAAGCUCUACAAAACUAAACAUCUUGGUGACGACUUUGCAAAGAGUUCUUGUUUGGCGACUUGUAGAAGCUGGCUUUUGAUGGAACCUAGUUAUGCAAACAGGGAAGACCCUCUUUAUAUUUUAAACCUCUUAACCUGCGAGAGGAUCAAUCUACUACCUACAACAUCGGAUCAACGACUUGACUCUCCAGUAUUGUGGAUAGACGAUAAAACCAAAGAUUACCUUGUUAUAGGAGAAGAUCUUGUUUAUUUCAAGAAAGGUAAUAACUCGUGGAAACAAAUCCCAGAACAGUUGUCACGUAUCCGAGACGUUGUUUUCAAAGAUCACCAACUCUUUUGUCUUACCAAUGAUGAACUCCAUAUUUUCGACUUUUCUGGUGAGUUUCCGCUACAAAUUUCCAGAGUUAGCGUAAGGAAGGGAUGCGUAAAACCAGUAAAAAUAGGCGGCCGGAUGAGACUGCCUCAAAUUCCAUGGCAUGUCCAAGAGGUUCGUAGGAGGAAGAAUGUAGUAGUCACUGUACGAGGAGAUGUCUUAAUGGUUAAGAGCAAAAGUCCUUUUAUGUCCGAAACAUGGAACUUUAAAAUCUUCAAGAUGGAUUCAUCAAAUGGGUGGGAAAGAAUAUUUUCUUUGGGAGAUGAGGCAAUUAUUUUAGAUUUGGGUAUUACAGUGGUGGCUAAGGACCAGGAAGGCGUCACUAGUAACUCCAUUUACUUCACUGGUGAUGAGAUAAAUUUGGACGACACUGAAAUCUUUGUAUUCAAUCUUGAUACAAACAAGGUUGAACAACUACCACAACUUGUUUCUUCCUCUGUUUCUUUCUCUACAGUUCGUUGGUUCUUACCAAGUUUCAGGAAUCCUUGAUCCUAUCUAUAGUGGUUUCUCUUCGUUGUUGUUUUUUUUUUUGAAUUUAAAUUUUAAUAAUAAUAAUUGGUAAUAUUUUCUUGGACUUCAAGCUUUCUUCUUUUUUUUUUUGAGCAAAUUUCAUUCUACUUCUCCCUUAGGAGAAUCUGAUGUCCCUGUCUUUUUAUCGUCACUUGCACCAAGCUUUCUUCUUUUUUACUUCUUUGUGCUUAACCAAGAAGACGCUAGA